Pseudozyma hubeiensis SY62 is the source of this 402-nucleotide messenger RNA. RefSeq lists its product as hypothetical. Lineage: Eukaryota; Fungi; Basidiomycota; Ustilaginomycetes; Ustilaginales; Ustilaginaceae. The coding region runs from base 1 to 402 and encodes 133 amino acids. The transcript has 2 exons. The record is from RefSeq and is a predicted model, not a curated record.
AUGCGGCAGCGUGGAAGCAGCAGGACCGGGUUGUCCAUCGCUGUGGUCCAGCUGCGCUUCUCACAGCCUCCAGUCCACGUGUGGGGAGUGGAGGACAAGGCAUCAACGCCGCCCAUAUGGAGUGACUGCCGUAUCGAGCAGUGGAGAGUCAAACCAAAGAGCCGGAGCGCUCCUCGAUCAAAGGACCUGUAUGGCAAGAGAGCUUUUCCCCUGCCAGACCGGCAACCUGACCUCAAGACACGUGUUGCGGCUCGCUCCGCGGACAUAAGCUGUCAUUGCCGAUGCUCGUCAAUUCGGCGGCACGAUACACCAAAUUCCGGCGAAAGAAAAGGCCGUGCACGUUAUUGCCGACACGAAUGCGAUCCCGUGCCUGUCAUCGUUGAAUCCAUGCUUUCCGGCUGA